Messenger RNA from Necator americanus (New World hookworm), 2166 nucleotides. RefSeq lists its product as uncharacterized. NCBI's taxonomy places the organism in Eukaryota, Metazoa, Nematoda, Chromadorea, Rhabditida, Ancylostomatidae. Gene Ontology annotation, cellular component: endoplasmic reticulum; membrane. Bases 1 to 2166 code for a protein of 721 amino acids. Gene Ontology annotation, molecular function: long-chain fatty acid-CoA ligase activity. The transcript is spliced from 19 exons. The record is from RefSeq and is a predicted model, not a curated record. Gene Ontology annotation, biological process: long-chain fatty acid metabolic process.
AUGGAGGAUGAAUUCGGUGCGAGAUCUCGCUCUAGAAUAGAGAAUACUGGGCUUCUCUCAAGGACCCCAUGCCUUGAGGAUGAGGCAGCAACCGCUUCAGGCAGCAAUACCAGCCCAUCGAUUAAUCCAACAGUUCUUCUCUCUGCCGAACAUCCGGAAACGUCGUUUGGCGAAGUUACGCGGUUCAUGCGGUGCAAACAGAAAGGACUCGAGAAAUUUUCGCGUGUUCUACCUGGUGAUGAGAGGAUUCAUGAGAAUAUAUUCGUUGAAAAGCCAAUUCUUGGUCCUCCCGAUGAGUCUGUUACAACUGUCUACGACGCCGUGAGAAGGGCGGCCUCGAUCACAUCAGACGGGCCGUUCUUUGGGGAGCUGAAAGAUGGAAAGUACGCAUGGAAAAGCUACGAAACGGUGUCACGUGAUGCACAAGUUCUUGGCUCCGCUUUGUUACAACUGGGAAUCAAACCCGGAGAAAACACCAAAGUGGGCAUUGCUGGAGUGCACUCCGUAAGGUAUAUGAUUGCUGUACAUGCUUUAGUUUCCUACAGUAUGGUGCUCGUACCUCUUUAUCAUAACUCUAAAGUCGACGCAUUAUGUGACAUAAUCAAUAAAUGUGACCUGGAAGUGGUUUUCUGCGAUAAUGAAGCUCGCGCUGAAACAUUCAUCAAAAAAGUUAACGAGGGAGUUAUUCGAACACCAAAAAAGUUCAUUAUCCUGAACACUACCAACAAACAGCCGAACGGCGAACACGAUGCCGUACAUGGUCUUGAGGUCUACUCCUACGAUUAUGUCUACAAACUUGGCGAACAACAUGUUCAAUCUGUUGUUCCACCAUCUCCGAAUUCCACAUACAUUAUUUGCUUUACCAGCGGAACUACAGGUCAGCCGAAAGGGGUGAUGCUUACUCAUCGGUCUCUGCUGGCGGCCGUUGCUGGCAUCUACAUUCAGUUCACCUCGCCGCCUAAUAACCUCUCAUACGGGAGAGAUGACGUUUAUUUCAGCUUUCUUUCCUUAGCACAUAUUUACGAACAUCUUAUGCAGACAUUCACUAUAUACAACGGAGGCCGUAUUGGUAUAUACAGUGGAGACGUGUCGCGUCUUCUAACUGAUAUUCAGAUUCUUCAACCGACGAUCAUCAGUUUAGUCCCACGUCUACUGAAUAAGCUGCACGAUCAAAUCCACGCGCAGUUCACAAAGAAAAACAUUCUCGUCAGGAAAUUAUUCGAAUACGCUAAACAGGCAAAGUUGAAGCUGCUGCAUAACGGGAUCCAGAAGCAUGACACCGUCUGGGACAAAUUGAUUUUCAAAAAAAUUCACCAAGCCGUUGGAGGGCAUGUCCGUAUGUUAACCACAGGAGGAGCUCCGGUGAUCCCAGCGGUGAUGGACUUCAGUAGGAUAGCAUAUGGAUGUCCACUGGUUGAGGGUUACGGACAAACGGAAUGUGCAGCUGCAGGCACGCUUAGCAUGCCUUGCGACACCUCUUCCGGUCAUGUCGGGGGGCCGUCACCGUGGGCGCAGGUCAAACUCGUGGACGUACCCGAGAUGGGCUACUUCUCAGCGGAGAACAAGGGAGAAGUGUGCUUCCGGGGAGUAGCUGUGAUGAAGGGUUAUUACUUGGACGAAGAGCUUUCCUCUAAAACUGUUGACGAUGAAGGAUGGCUGCACACGGGGGAUAUUGGCGAAUGGCUCCCCAAUGGAGCACUGAAGGUGACAGACAGAAAAAACGCUCUGUUCAAGCUUGCCCAAGGCGACUUUGUAUCUCCAGAACAAAUCGAAACAGCAUACCUCAAUUCUAAUCUCAUCGACCAGAUUUUCGUCACUGGACUAACCACUCGAUCUUUCCUCGUCGCAGUUGCAGUUGCGAACACCGAAGUUCUGCGUGGAGCUCUAAAAGCACGAAAUGAUUUGGCGAAGUACGCUGAUCAACCGGUCGAAAAUCUACUCGCUGAUGCUGAGGUGCGGCGGUUUGUCCUUCAAGAACUCAACCGUUCUGGCAAGCAGAAAGGUCUCCAGUCAAUCGAACUCAUCAGGAAUAUUCACCUCAUUUCCGAGGAGCUUACAGCAGAAAGCGGCCUCGUCACCCCAACACUGAAACUUCGUCGACAUCUUUUGAAGCAAAAAUUCGCCAAAGAAAUCGAAAGGAUGUUUGCGGAAGAAAAAACGUUAUAG